AUGGUGCCUAAUAUGGUGGCUCCGCGGCUUUCGAAUCCAUUGCUGCCAGAACAACCAUUGAUGAAAUCUGGAGGUGUGGAACAAUUCAACCAAGUUCCAUUGUCGACCCCUGAUGUCUACAAUAAUCUUAAUAACUUCACAAUGAAUGGACCUACCCCAGUACUAUCUAGGACCCAACAAGCAUCUGAAAAGCAACAACAGGCAAGUGGAGUCCCCACGAUGGGAGCUGAUCAUCAUCCUCAACAUGACAACUUUGAGCUUCCUGAAUCAUCUUGUAUGCAGUCCAGGCUAACCGAUGAGGAACUUCGGGAGUUGAUGAAUGCUGCUAACAAGGCUAAACCAGUUGCUGCUGUCCCUCCAUAUCAGAAUUACAUUCUAAACUCACUCACCGAACGAGAAAGGAAGGAUAAGAACACUGGAGUCAAAGUUCCUACACAAAGCAAACCAUCAGCGAUCAAACCCAAAGAGCAUGGAACAUCAGGACGUCCUCGUGGCCGGUCUUCAAAACGCCGAGAGGGAGGCUCAUCUGUGCCAUCUAAGCGGUCAAGGAGGGAAGCAGCAAAUAAACAAGAAAAGACUUCAGCGGCAACCAAAACUGCUCAGGAAAUAGUCAUCACCGCGGACAACAUUUUUACCAAUCCUUCUUUGAUCAGGCGUGUUAAAAAUGCUGUUUACGACCCAAUGUUUGAGGGGAUGGGUCUACCUAUCGACCCACAUCUUCGAAUGUUUACCGCAACCAACAACAAGCCUAAUUAAUGGUAAUUCCUCCACUUCAUUUUAAAAUUUCUAAUUUUUUUUUUUUUCAUUUCAUUUAUGCAAUCAAAAUGUUUAUUCACUUUUACCUAAGUAUGCUCUCUGCUUCACCAUUUAUUUCAUAGGAUACAGGAUGUGAGCAAAGGGUUUUGCGUCUCAAUAAGGAUCUAAUGCUUUUGUUAAUCAACUUGUUAGAGUACCUGUUCUUCUUUUCCUGUAGUUGAAUCCAAGAACAUGUAUAAUCUUGACAAGGGCUGCUAGCAAAGCUCAAACUUCAAAUAGAAGAUCCAGUUAUCUUUAUCAAUAACCAUCGUUGAUUCUUAUAUCAUGCUUGAAUGGUUGUUAAUAUAACAAAAUAAAAUACAGAAAAAUUAGAUGCAACGGAAGUUGUGUAGGAAAUUACUACUACAGUUACAUCAAUACAAAUACAUAAAUCAGCUAUUGAAGAAUGCUCAUUCUAAGAUAAUUUCAACAAACUGAUCUGUUUUUAGAGUUUGAAGAAAUUAUCCACAUAUAUAUUUACUUGGACAGCCUCCUAAUACCUAGGUUUAAUUAGACAGGCAUUACAGGGUCAAAAUCUAGACUAGAGUUGGACUGGUCUCCUCAGAACAAUGUUAAGCACAAUGACCAUCUUACUCUAUUUCUACAAUUAUCAAUAACAAUAAAGCUGGUCUCCAACAUAAGGUGGCCCUAAUCCUUAAGUUAGUCUCAAGGGUAAAUAUAGAAGAGCUGUUGGCUGGAUUACCAAAAGGCCAGCACCCAAGAGUUAUUACCUAUCUGGGAGGCUGAACAACCAGCAGAAUUUGCUUCUAUUUUACAAAAGGAUGUGUUGCAAUUGCAAUGCUUGGCUUUUCUAUAGUGAAAGUAAUUUUCUUACUUAAAGAAAUAGGAAAAGGAAAAAAGAAGCUGUCAUGAGAAGGUAAAAAUAAAGAUCACCUCUCCUGUUUCCAUUGUAUCUAAAACAAAAUCUUACAACCAGAUAAUCAAAUUCAAUAUGCCUUUAAAGUUGAGAAAAUUUAACAUACCACCAAUUACUAGCUAUCAUAAGCUAU
This is a messenger RNA of Ziziphus jujuba (common jujube), 1805 nucleotides long. RefSeq lists its product as uncharacterized. The record is from RefSeq and is a predicted model, not a curated record. The coding region runs from base 1 to 756 and encodes 251 amino acids. The transcript has 8 exons. NCBI's taxonomy places the organism in Eukaryota, Viridiplantae, Streptophyta, Magnoliopsida, Rosales, Rhamnaceae.